CACCACCAAGGGUGUUUGUGACCAGGGUACACGUACCACCAUACACACGCCCUCCUUUAUCUCUUUUUCAAUGAUAGGAAGCCAAACUGAUUAGUAUCUGUCACUGCAGGAGAUGGUGGCUUGGAAAAAUGGACCUGCUAGAGGACCUUGAGUCCCUGCAGUUUGAGUAUGGGAUUCCAGAGAAAGACAGGAUCUUGGUGUAUUUGCUGGGCCGUUCUCGGGGACUGAUGAUCAACGCCUGUGCCCAUGCAAUCUUCUUCUGCAAAGUAAUACGCAAUUUGAGAGAAUCAUUACAUGAGGAUCAAAGUUCUAGUCAUCUCUCAAAUGGGUCCCAGCAUUUGGACACCCCUGAUAAUGAGGAGUUAAAGGUGGGCAUCAUUGGUGGUGGCCAACUUGGGAAUCACCUGGCUCGCACACUGCUGCAGCUAGUCCCCAUUCCUGCUAAGAGCCUGCGGAUCUCCACUCGGAGGCCAGAAGUACUGGAUGAGUUGAAGAAACUGGGGAUCCAGUGCUUUUACCAUAACUCUUAUUUAGCAGCUUGGGCCAACGUGGUAUUCCUCUGCUGCCUGCCGUCUCAGCUGCCCAAUAUCUGCUUAGAAAUUCAAACCAAACUUCAGAAGACCUGCAUCGUGUACAGCUUUGUAGCCGCCAUCCCAAUAUCCAGGUUGAAACUACUGCUGAACCACACCAAUAUCCUGCGACCGCAAUAUGAGUGUGCUAAAGACUUCGUCAAUGUUUGGGGGACCAAUACGGAAGUCAUAGCUGCUCUCCAAGAUCCUGUGAUUCUUCGGGCUACCUGCCCCUACAGUCCUGCUGGUAAUGGCUCAGCAUAUUUCUGGCAUUCUUUUGAAAAUUACCUUCCCUUUGGCCUGCUGCUAUUUUAUUAA
Molecule: messenger RNA, 887 nt
Organism: Nycticebus coucang (slow loris)
Lineage: Eukaryota; Metazoa; Chordata; Mammalia; Primates; Lorisidae
Gene: NOXRED1
Product: NADP dependent oxidoreductase domain containing 1
Exons: 4
Coding region: 129-887 (252 amino acids)
Biological process (GO): L-proline biosynthetic process
Molecular function (GO): pyrroline-5-carboxylate reductase activity
Source: RefSeq, a predicted model, not a curated record